AUGGAUCACACUCUGAAGAUGCUUCAUGACGUGAUAGCGAGGUCAAUGCAACAACCUCAGGUGCAACCUCAGCCACUUAUGCCACCACAACCUACAGUGUCUACACCGAUGUUACCAUUACUAACUGCCAUGAAGAAUAUGAAGACACCACAUUUUGAAGGCGGGACAGAUCCAUUUCAAGCCGACCAGUGGCUUCGAACUAUGGAGAAAAACUUUGAGACCCUGACAUGUUCUGAAGAGUCUAAGAAGAAAAUGGCAGUAUAUUACUUAGACAAAGACGCAACAGAAUGGUGGGAGAGUAGGGAUCACCAAGUGGGACAUCUGGUCACCACUUGGGCGGCAUUCAAACAAGAAUUUGAACGCAAGUACUUCACUCCUGAAUCCAAGCGAAGGCUUCAACGCCAGUUUGCAAACUUGGUACAAGGAGAUAAGACGGUUAGAGAAUAUGAAUCUGAAUUUAUGCGACUGCGACGACACCUGCUGCGAGGACAAGUUGAUGAGGAGACCAUGAUAUCCAACUUUCUGUUUGGUCUAAAACCAGAGUUGAAAAAUAGACUGGCAGUCGGGAACUACGAGAGUCUCACCGAGCUAGUGGAAAAAGCUGUAAAUGUGGAGAUUGGAUUGGAAGCUGAGAAGACGUCAACUAGCAAGUAA
Molecule: messenger RNA, 654 nt
Organism: Brassica oleracea var. oleracea
Lineage: Eukaryota; Viridiplantae; Streptophyta; Magnoliopsida; Brassicales; Brassicaceae
Exons: 1
Coding region: 1-654 (217 amino acids)
Source: RefSeq, a predicted model, not a curated record